Molecule: messenger RNA, 764 nt
Organism: Cyprinodon tularosa
Lineage: Eukaryota; Metazoa; Chordata; Actinopteri; Cyprinodontiformes; Cyprinodontidae
Exons: 2
Coding region: 29-757 (242 amino acids)
Source: RefSeq, a predicted model, not a curated record
GGGAUUGUUCGGUCCUACCGUUGCUGCCAUGCAAAAGCGCUGUGAGGAGAAAAAGAGAGAAGGCGAAAGCUCAAGCUCUGCCUGCCCAGAAGAGCGCAGCCUCCUCCGGCAGCGGCUCGUCCGGCUUACCGCAUUCCAAAGCGAACACCCCAGUCUCAGUCAGCUGACCGCGACCGUGGAAAGCACAUCGAGCCUAAAGGAUCGUGGGAAAGGAAACCCUUCGUUCCGCCGGCUUCACCGGACAACCACACUGCCCCUCCCGUCACAACGAGCGCAAAGAAAAAGAGGCGCUAGGGAGCUGGCUUUGGGGUCGAGGAGCAGGCACUGCCAGACGCCUGCAACCUCACCCAGAAAUGUUCUGUUCCAGUUAAGGAAGCCUUGUUCAGGACUACUGAAAAGGCCUGCAGAGCCAGAGUUGGAGCUCACAGUUCAGAGCCGGUUGAAGAGGAGGAAGGUGACCCAGCUUGGCCCACUAGCGGGAAAAAGCCAGCUGUGGCGAGCGUGCGGGGCAUUGGACUGGGUAAUAAAGACUGUGUCCAGAGGAUACAGGCUCCAGUUUGCCGCAGCCCCACCCCGUUUCAGGGGCAUAGUACAAUCUCAUGCUCGGGGGGAACACGCACACAUCUUGCAGGAGGAGAUAAUUUCCCUGCAGAACAAAAACGCAAUCCGGCUGCUUUCCCAGGAGGAAAGCGGGGAGGGAUUUUACUCCAGGUACUUCCUCGUCCCGAAAAAGGACAGGGGCCUGCGACCUAUAUAGGAUCUGC